AUGGAGAAGAUCAUCUUCUACGAGGACAGAAACUUCCAGGGUCGAUUCUACGAGUGUGAAAAUGACUCCAGCGACCUGCACACGUACUUCAGCCGCUGCAACUCCAUCAGAGUGGAGGGAGGAUUCUGGGUGGUCUACGAGCGACCCAACUACAUGGGCUACCAGUACGUGCUGAGCCGAGGGGAGUACCCCGACUACCAGUACUGGCUGGGCAUCAACGACGCCGUCAGGUCCUGUCGCAUUAUUAGGAAUGUGGGGAAUUCGUGGAGGAUGAAGGUUUGGGAGCGGCCCAACUUCGAGGGCCAGUCGAUGGAGCUGGCCGACAACAUGCCGGCCUUCCAGGAGCGCUGGCACAGCCGCGACGUCCACUCCUGCAAGGUGUUCGAAGGCGCCUGGGUCUUCUACGAGCACCCCAACUACAGGGGGCGCCAGUACCUGCUGGAGCGGGGCGAGUACCGGCGCUACUCCGAGUGGGGCGGCAUGCAGCCCGGCGUCGGAUCCAUCCGCCGGGUCAAGGACCACUAG
This is a messenger RNA of Stegastes partitus (bicolor damselfish), 525 nucleotides long. RefSeq names its product beta-crystallin S-1-like. The transcript is spliced from 3 exons. Lineage: Eukaryota; Metazoa; Chordata; Actinopteri; Pomacentridae. Gene Ontology annotation, molecular function: structural constituent of eye lens. The coding region runs from base 1 to 525 and encodes 174 amino acids. The record is from RefSeq and is a predicted model, not a curated record. Gene Ontology annotation, biological process: lens development in camera-type eye; visual perception.